Messenger RNA from Cladophialophora yegresii CBS 114405, 969 nucleotides. RefSeq lists its product as uncharacterized. The record is from RefSeq and is a predicted model, not a curated record. NCBI's taxonomy places the organism in Eukaryota, Fungi, Ascomycota, Eurotiomycetes, Chaetothyriales, Herpotrichiellaceae. The transcript has 8 exons. Bases 1 to 969 code for a protein of 322 amino acids.
AUGCAGCCUUACACUAACAACGGACCCGUCGAUACCGACGUGGACUUCGAUACGAGCCAUGUCAAGGGCAAGACUGCCGUCGUCACGGGAGGAGCCAAUGGCAUUGGUGAAGCAUAUGUCCGUGCCUUGACGAAAGCCGGAGCCUUCGUCGUGAUUGCAGACCUUGACACCGAAAAAGGCACAAGGCUCGAGAAGGAGUUUGGCGGCUCCGCCAAGUUCGUCAAGACCAACGUCACUGUCUGGGCUGAUCAACUAGCCGCAUUCAAGACGGCAAUCUCGUCGGGUCCUUCUGGAAGAGUGGACAUUGUCGUGGCCAACGCUGGCAUCAGCGGCGCAGAUUCGGUCUUUUUCAACAACGUCGACGCCGAAGAGCCCGAAGAACCAAAGUUGAACAUCAUCAACGUCAAUCUGAUCGGCGUGCUGUACACAAUCAAGCUAGCCCUCCAUUAUUUCCGUCGACAGAAUGCGCUGAACAAAGACAAACCCCUGGACCAGGUGCUCGUGUUGCAGGGCAGUCUGGCGGGAUAUCUUGACCUGGCCGGAGCAGUUCAGUACAUCGCCUCCAAGUUCGGUCUGCGCGGCAUCCUGCGAUCUCUUCGCCGGACAGAGCAUGUGCACAAUAUUCGCGUGAACUAUAUUGGACCAUGGUUCGUCGAGACCAAAAUCUUGAGCAAGCCGGUUGUUCAACACUUGACGGGCCAAGGGAUCUCAUUCGCUACCGUGGAGGAUGCCGCUCAAUGCCUGAUGAGGAUCGUAUCUGACCCCAGCGUUAACGGUCGAGCAUUCGCCAUUGUGACGCGAGACGUCGCGCCCCGUGGGUAUGUGGAUAUCAACUUCGACGACUACGAACCGGACACGUUACUGGGCAAGCUGCAAGGUACAGUGGCUGGUGGCAGCGACCAUCGCACAGCACUGAAGCCCGAGGACCAGAAAACCAAGACCCAGUGGUCAGAGUCGGCAGCCAACUGA